ACACAUAUGCAUGUACACAAUAAACUUCAGCGAUUGAAUUGAUAAUCCAUGAGAGCAUUUCCGAACACCCCGGUUUAUGAUAGCCGUCUUUUCAAUACAAAAAGCAUCAUUUCGAUCUUAUUCGAGCUUGGGAUGAGUAUUACUAUUUGAGUGUCGUGAGUACUUGAAUCUACAUAAAGACCUCAACACUCUUACAAAUUCGGUCACGAUUAUAACCGGAAAGUAAACUGUGUAGAAAAUAUCGAGUUAAACAGUACUUCAUAAACUACGCUUUACAGGUAAAUUGGAAAAAAUGCGCAAGACGGAAGUAUUCAUAAGUUUCCAAAAAAAUCACUUAAAUUGAAUACUGGCAGUUGUGAUAAGUCUCUAGGAAAACAAUGGCCUUAACAGUACGCAAUAUUGUGAAGAGGUACGAAUCUUGUGGCGAACUCGUGCUGAAUAAUCUCAAUUUGAAUGUUGCCGUAGGAGAAAUUUAUGGUCUCCUUGGGGCGAGUGGAUGCGGAAAGACGACCCUGCUCUCUUGCAUAGUUGGUUUGAGAGAAGUGGACGCUGGAGAAAUAAUCGUAUUUGGAAAACUGAAAAAGAAGCAAGGAAGUCUGGCCAAUUUGUGUGGGUGGAUGCCUCAGGAAAUUGCACUCUUAGGGAUUUUGACGAUUCGAGAAGUCUUUGAAUAUUUUGGCUCUAUUUAUGCCAUGAAACCUACCCACGUACAAGAACGAAUUGAAUUUUUAUCGUCCUUUCUUAAUUUACCUAGCAUAAAUUCCGGGGUGCGGAACUUAAGCGGUGGCCAAAUGCGGAGGGUGUCACUCGCCGUGGCAAUGAUACAUGAUCCACCAGUCCUUAUCCUGGACGAGCCUACCGUAGGCCUGGAUCCACUCUUGAGGCAAAAAAUUUGGGAGUAUCUAACUCAAAUAUCCCGUCAACAUGCCAAAACCAUAAUAAUAUCUACCCAUUACAUUGAAGAGACGUCACGAUGUGACAAGCUUGGGUUAAUGCGUCGAGGGAAACUUUUGGUGGAGGACAUCCCACAAAAUAUUUUGUCCCAAUGUAACUCCACCAGUUUGGAGGAAGCGUGCAGUAAAUUGUGCCACAUGGAUGAAUGUGCACUGAACGCGACGAAGUGGGAAGAAUUUCGAUCAAGCAGAACAUUUCAACACGCCACGCUACGAAACAACGAUUCCAUACCGCCCUUAGAGGUCAAAAUUGAUAAUUAUCGUGCAAUUUUGGGAGUCAUAGUAAAAACUUGGCAUAGACGUCGCCGCGAUUUCAGAUUUUUGUUCGCGCAAGUAAUAAUACCAAUAAUUUUGAUUGUAUCAUUUGAAACUAUCGUCGGUCCCACGCCGAAAGGAACAAGGAUUGGACUCAUCUCAAACGGAAAUGGCAAUACUAGCACUGCAUUGUGCACCGUGAACACAUCCCUUUCCAACAAUUGUCUGGAAAAUACUGGAAUUUGCGACUUCCUUAAACUGUUCGAUGAUAACGAGUUUGACUGGGUGGCUACGGAUUCCCAUGAAGAUGCGAUGCGAAAUGUGCAAUUAGGAAAUACGCUAGGAUUUUUGGAAUUUUCACAUAAUUUUGCAGAUCACAUGAGACUCCGAAUAUUACACAGGAUUUUCUCAGAUAACGAAACAAUACUUGGUUCAAAUAUAUCUGUCAAGAUGGAUGCGUCAAAUUCCAUCAGAACUACACAGAUAUAUGAAAUGCUCAUACAGAAGUACUACGAGUUCAUAGAGAAUGCAGUAGUUGCAUGUGACAUUGAUAAGAGUAGGGUUCGUCUACCUCUUAAGUUUGGCGCGAUAUAUGGGAGAAUUGACAGCGAGUUCAUUUCAUUCAUUGAGCCGGGUGUAAUGAUUAUCUUCAUAUUUAUCCUGCAAGCACUCACGCACUCACGCACUCACGCAAGCGGCGUUCUAUGGACGUUAGAUCGAAGUGAAGGUUUAGAAGAUAGAGAUUACGCGGCUGGGGUCACCCUAAUGCACAAAAUUGUGGGAAAUGCGUUCACUAACUCGAUCCAGGGAUUGAUGCAAAUUGGAAUUUUUCUUUCACUAUUUUGUGGUGUGUAUGGCAUGGAGAUUUCCGGCUCUAUGGCUACCGUGAUUCUCUUUGCUUAUGUGUCUUCAAUGUCAGGAACUGCGUAUGGUUGGAUGAUUGCGACGUAUUGGGACGGUAUUAUAGAGACGAUUAUGAUAAUCAAGUGUUCAGCGAUUAUCCAAUCAUUUUCUUCUGGAAUGGCUUGGCCUACGGAAACAAUACCUUGGACAUAUCGUCAACUUUGUAAUUAUCUGCUCCCAACGACCUUUCAAGUCGAUGCGUUCAGAUCAAUUUGUUUGAAAGGGUGGAGCGUUACGCACCCCAACGUCGUGCGGGGAUUUAUUACAGCCAUGUGCUGGAUAGUGUUAUCUAUAAUUAUUUGUUUUCGUGCGGAUAGGCGGAAACAUAAAUAAGUAAUUUCACAAUACUUCAACAUUCCCGAGGAAAUUUAAUUUGGAAUAUAUAAUUUUACAAGGUAUACAUACAUAUGUAAAUGGGGAUAAUCGAUGUACAUAAAUAAUAAAUUUUGUCCCUGUUGUGUUGCUUAACAGUUCGUACUUGAAUUAGCCUAAAGCUAUCAAUAUGUGUACUUACAUAGUAAAUUACUAUAUGCAAUUAAUUAAUCCUAAGUUAAGAAAGUACUAUAUAAAUACAUACAUACAUACAUAUGUAUGUCGACUAAGAAUCAAAAAUCGUUCGCAUGAGUGAUGUAACAUUAUGUUUCCCUUAGUAUUAAUUGUCUCAAUUGAGAAUAUUUUUAAUAUUUUGUUGUUGUAUGAUGAUUACAAAUAUUAAUUAACAACACGCAACAUAACAGUGGUUAAAGACAGUAACCAGUUACUGCACACAUAUGUAAAUAAAUAUAUCUAUAUACACAUUUAAA
This is a messenger RNA of Folsomia candida, 2914 nucleotides long. Its product is annotated as ABC transporter G family member 23-like. The coding region runs from base 378 to 2444 and encodes 688 amino acids. Gene Ontology annotation, molecular function: ABC-type transporter activity; ATP hydrolysis activity; ATP binding. Gene Ontology annotation, cellular component: membrane. NCBI's taxonomy places the organism in Eukaryota, Metazoa, Arthropoda, Collembola, Entomobryomorpha, Isotomidae. The transcript has 16 exons. The record is from RefSeq and is a predicted model, not a curated record.